CCAGGCCGGCAGGGAGGAUGUGAGCUCACUCCCGCCUCCAUGUUCUUGGAGUCGCCUGAACGCGUACACCCGAGGUCGCGGGACGCUUGGGAAGUCAGCAGCGCGCCAGGCCCCUCCGGGCGCCACACGCAUUAGGUGCCUUCUUUAUGGGUAGGGAAUGAAGGCGGGCGGUGGCUGGACCGAGGCAGCUCCCAGUUCGUAGCCGCCGCGCCGCCCGUGCCCGCGCACGCCACACCCCAGCGCGCUUCCGGCCGGGCCACGUGAUCGCGCGCGCACGUGUUCCGGCCUCUCUGCGUCGCCGUUCCGAGCCUCCUCCUGGUCGCCCCGGCAUUGGUCCACCGGGAGCCGGCUUGGGCCGGGCCCGGGAGGCGGCGGCUAGGGGAGCCGCGGAGACGCGGGCACUGAGCGUCGCGGGGGAGUAGGCCCGGGCCGCCAAGCGGCGGCCUCCGCCAUGAACCCCAGGGGCCUGUUCCAGGACUUCAACCCCAGUAAGUUCCUCAUCUAUACCUGCCUGCUGCUCUUCUCGGUGCUGCUGCCCCUUCGCCUGGACGGCAUCAUCCAGUGGAGCUACUGGGCCGUCUUUGCCCCUAUAUGGUUGUGGAAGCUUCUAGUCGUCGCAGGCGCCUCGGUGGGCGCGGGCGUUUGGGCCCGCAACCCUCGCUACCGCACCGAGGGAGAGGCCUGCGUGGAGUUCAAAGCCAUGCUGAUCGCUGUGGGCAUCCACCUGCUGCUGCUCAUGUUCGAAGUCCUGGUCUGCGACAGGGUGGAGAGGGGCACGCACUUCUGGCUGCUGGUCUUCAUGCCUCUCUUCUUCGUGUCCCCCGUGUCCGUGGCUGCCUGCGUCUGGGGCUUUCGACACGAUAGAUCGCUGGAGCUGGAGAUCCUGUGCUCGGUCAACAUCCUGCAGUUCAUCUUCAUCGCCCUAAAGCUGGACAGGAUUAUUCACUGGCCAUGGCUGGUGGUGUUUGUGCCCCUGUGGAUCCUCAUGUCGUUCCUUUGCCUGGUCGUCCUGUAUUACAUCGUCUGGUCCCUCCUGUUCCUGCGGUCCCUGGAUGUGGUUGCCGAGCAACGAAGAACACAUGUGACCAUGGCCAUCAGCUGGAUAACGAUUGUGGUGCCCCUGCUCACUUUUGAGGUGCUGCUGGUUCACAGAUUGGAUGGCCACAAUACAUUCUCCUACAUCUCCAUAUUUGUCCCCCUUUGGCUUUCCUUACUAACUUUAAUGGCCACAACAUUCAGGCGAAAGGGGGGCAAUCAUUGGUGGUUUGGCAUUCGCAGAGACUUCUGUCAGUUUCUGCUUGAAAUUUUCCCAUUUUUAAGAGAAUAUGGGAACAUUUCAUAUGAUCUCCAUCACGAACAUAGUGAAGAUGCUGAAGAAACAUCAGUUCCAGAAGCUCCGAAAAUUGCUCCAAUAUUUGGAAAGAAGGCCAGAGUAGUUAUAACCCAGAGCCCUGGGAAAUACGUUCCCCCGCCUCCCAAGUUAAAUAUUGAUAUGCCAGAUUAAACUCCUAGAGAGGACCAAGGCACACACGGACUCCACCUUGCCUUUGCCUCUUGUUCAUUCAUCCCAAACCUGGAAAUGGAAACAGGCUUCAAACACUGUCGUCUCACGCCCUGUUUGAGAUCACCGCCUCAUCAGUAUGCAUCAUAGAUGGAGGUGGUUUUAGUAUGUGGGUGUGUGUGGUGUGUACCUGGGUAAGAGACUUGCUUUCCAGGUUUGAACUUUCAGGUGUAGUCAGGGGUAGUAAGCUGGAUUGUUUUAGUAGGUCCUCAAAAGGAAUAACUACACAGCUGUUUGUUUAAAGUGCUACUGUACCUAUCAAAAGUAUUGUUUAAAAAGUAUUUUUAUACACUGCUAAUCUAAAAUUGUAUUUCAGAUUGUGCCUGUUAUGACAUAGUAGCAAAUGUAAAGAGUUCUCUUUCCCACCACUUGUUUAUAAACCUCAUAGUUGAUGUUUUUAGUGUUCCUACUGUUAAAAUACCUUCUCCUUGGGCUUCGCUGACAUUGGUCCUUAAUAUUCUGAUAGGUGAAUUUUUCUAAUGGAAUGAACCCAUGCAUAUAUAGUAUUUAUAUGAAUAUUUUAGCAGUGUAAUAUGUUGAAUUCUAGUUCUCUGCAGUACAAUGUAUUAUGUUAAAGUAUUUUUUAAAGCUUA
This is a messenger RNA of Rhinopithecus roxellana (golden snub-nosed monkey), 2154 nucleotides long. It is a transcript of the gene TMEM185B, whose product is annotated as transmembrane protein 185B. The record is from RefSeq and is a predicted model, not a curated record. Bases 452 to 1504 code for a protein of 350 amino acids. NCBI's taxonomy places the organism in Eukaryota, Metazoa, Chordata, Mammalia, Primates, Cercopithecidae. The transcript has a single exon.